AUCGGAAGCGUUCUUUCCAAGUAGUCUAUGGUUGGUUUGGCCUCAAAUCUACAGUCCCGACUUCCUCCGCACCAUUUCAUCUUCCUCAUAUUCGGCUUAGGCGUCUGCAGUGUGGAAAAGCAACACGAGCAGGUUGACUGUCGGCUCGUGGAGGGCUGUUUUCCCCUCUAAUUGUUUCUGUUCGAUGGCUUUAUAGGCCCCUUCCAGCUCUACUACUAUUCUGUGAUUCCUGUUGCUACCAUUACAUCCAUCUUUUCCCGGUCGCUGCUAUGGUGUUGUCUUCGGUGCAGCAGGUGUUCGUCUCCGUCGUGCUGGUGUUCUGCGUUUUCGUGGUAAUGCCCAGGAUGUUUGGCGGAGGCGGCAGGUCCUCGCGGGGUGCCAAGGCUUCUCUUGGCCGUCACGAUCCCCACCAGCAUCGCCACGGUGGAUCUGAAAGAAUCCUGCAGUCACAUAUGAACUUGGAGAGUUCUGAACGCAAAACUUAUCAAAGCAUCCAACAAAUGAGAAAUGCAAUGGAAAAGGAGUUGAAGACUGAGCACACUAAAGGGCAUAGCAAAGACUUUGCUUUAACACUCAUGCCCUUGUAUGCUGUUGGUGUGGGGGUGUUUGCUUUAUACAAGUUCUUAAAGAUGAAAUCUCAAGAAGAGAACUUAUCCAAGAAAGAGAAAACUACAGAAGUUAAGACAAAGGAAACAGAACGCCAGCUUCUGGAGUUGGAGCAACAUCUAGCACAGACAGAGAAAAUGUUAAAUUCUUUAUUGACUCAGUUAGAUCCACUUUCAAGCUGCAUUAAUGCCUUGGCUUCUGAACAAAAAGAUGAAAUUAUGGUACAGCUUGAGUCCAUUAGGAAGCUGAUGAAAGAAAGUGGAUUGGAUAAAUCAACGAUGAAACCAGAAGAUAUUCGCCAUACAUGCGAAGAGAGGCUUGAAGAUCUUAUUCAGUCAUUCAGUGCACAUCCUGAGGCAGAGAUGGGUGAGGACAGUAAUAAAAACUGUGGGCGUGAAGUGCUGUUUGAAGAUACUGAGGAACACUAUGGUGAAGAGGAACAUAAACACUGUAAUCACAAGUUCUUGCUGAGUUCAUUGGAAGAGCCAAAGAAGAUGAAAGUUGCUGAAGUAAUUAAUCAAAAUAUAGCAGAACCAGAGAUUGGGUUAAGGAGACGUGUUAAAAAUGAAUUAGAUAGAUGAGAUUAGAUAUAUUCAGAAAAUUGUGAUGAAUUAUUACACAUGUUAUAAUGCAGUUUUAAAUUGUUGUUGAACAGGUUCAUAUUUAUUGCAUUGAAACAAGAUAUUUAUGGAAAUUUUCUAUUCUGUAUAAAGUAUUUCUGUAUAUAUUACACUAAAAGUUCUAUAUAGUAUUCUACUACGCUGUCAAGAUUCAUCGUAUUUUUAUGAUGAUUAAAGUCAAGGAAUGGCA
This is a messenger RNA of Rhineura floridana, 1416 nucleotides long. RefSeq names its product coiled-coil domain containing 107 (gene CCDC107). NCBI's taxonomy places the organism in Eukaryota, Metazoa, Chordata, Lepidosauria, Squamata, Rhineuridae. Gene Ontology annotation, biological process: synaptic transmission, cholinergic; protein localization to cell surface. Bases 270 to 1187 code for a protein of 305 amino acids. The transcript has 6 exons. The record is from RefSeq and is a predicted model, not a curated record. Gene Ontology annotation, cellular component: intracellular membrane-bounded organelle; neuron projection; neuronal cell body.